Molecule: messenger RNA, 1218 nt
Organism: Sungouiella intermedia
Lineage: Eukaryota; Fungi; Ascomycota; Pichiomycetes; Serinales; Metschnikowiaceae
Source: the annotation of a GenBank genome assembly
AUGGUAUUAAACAGAUUGAAGAACAAAAUUAGCUUGAGUGGGCCAAAGAACGAAAGUUCUGAAGCUUUGGCAGCUGCCGAUGAUGUUGACGAAAUUGACACGGAGAACCAAUCCAUCCUAAUGGGAAUUAUAUCACAGUUGCGGCCCGGAUGUGAUUUGACAAGGAUAACGUUGCCGACCUUCAUCUUGGAAAAGAAGUCCAUGCUAGAGAGAAUUACGAACGCAUUUUUCACUCCACAGAUUCUAUUUGAAGCUAAUGCAACAGAGGAUGAGGUUCAGCGUUUUUUGUUGGUGGUUAAAUGGUACUUGUCUUGUUGGCACAUUGCGCCUAAAGCUGUUAAAAAGCCAUUGAACCCUGUCCUUGGAGAAAUUUUCGGUUGCUAUUGGAAUGAUUUACCAGAUGAUUCCACCGCAUAUUACUUCUCCGAGCAAACGUCUCACCAUCCUCCAGAGUCAUCAUAUUUCUAUUUAGUUCCAGAAAAAAGGAUAAGAGCGGAUGGAGCAAUUAUCCCUAAAUCAAAGUUUUUGGGAAAUUCAUCGGCUGCAAUGAUGGAGGGUGUCGCUCAUCUCACUUUUGGCGAACAUGCUAAUGAAGUCUAUUCAGUAACUCAACCUAAUGUGUACUGUCGUGGAAUCUUGUUUGGUAAGCUCAGAUAUGAGCUUGGUGACCAUAUGUUGAUCAAAUGUGAAGCAAAUUCGUUGCUGGCUGACAUUGAGUUUAAGACUAAAGGCUUCAUCAGUGGCUCUUAUGAUGCAAUUGAAGGUGUAGUUAGAGACACGAAAACUUCAAGAAUAUUGUACACAAUAACGGGGAAGUGGAACGGUAUCAUAGAAAUUCAGCAGGGACUGGAUGGAAAAAAGGAAAUGUUCCUCGACACUACGAAUUUAGAGGUGUUCAAACCGAAGGUGAAAGAUUUUGAUGCUCAACUUCCAAACGAGUCUAGAAAGUUAUGGCACAAGACACUUAUGGCAUUGGACAAAAGGGACCACGUUGCUGCAACAGAUGAGAAGUUCAAAGUCGAAGAAGAUCAGAGACUUAAAGCGAAGGAAAGAAGCGAGAAGGGCCACCACUAUGAACCUGAUUAUUUUGUGCGGAACAAUUCGAAUGAGAUUCCAUUCUUGAUAAAAACUGAUAUCAACAUAGCAGAAGACUCACCAGAGGAUAUGGUUUCCAAAUUAUUGACACUUCAUGAUAUUGUUGCCGAAGAAAGCGCCUGA